This is a messenger RNA of Passer domesticus (house sparrow), 713 nucleotides long. RefSeq names its product fibroblast growth factor 22 (gene FGF22). The coding region runs from base 1 to 609 and encodes 202 amino acids. Gene Ontology annotation, molecular function: growth factor activity; fibroblast growth factor receptor binding. The record is from RefSeq and is a predicted model, not a curated record. Gene Ontology annotation, biological process: cell differentiation; positive regulation of cell population proliferation; fibroblast growth factor receptor signaling pathway. Gene Ontology annotation, cellular component: cytoplasm. NCBI's taxonomy places the organism in Eukaryota, Metazoa, Chordata, Aves, Passeriformes, Passeridae. The transcript has 3 exons.
AUGGCCCCUCGCCCGUCGCCCGCCUGUCGCCCUCCGCCCGCCGCCAUGAGGCGCGGGGGCCCCGCCGCCAUCGCCGCCUGCCUCGCCGGGGCACUGGCCGUGCUGGCGGGGCCGGGACCGGGACCGGGCAGUGCCACCGGGACCGGCCGGCGGCCCCCCCGCAGCUACGGGCACCUGGAGGGCGACGUGCGCUGGCGGCGGCUCUUCUCCGCCACCCGCUUCUUCCUGCGCAUCGACGGCAGCGGCGGCGUGGAGGGAACGCGCUGGAGGGAGCGGCCGGGCAGCAUCGUUGAGAUCCGGUCGGUGCGUGUCGGCGUCGUGGCCAUCCGGGCGGUGCACACCGGCUUCUACCUGGCCAUGAACAAGCGGGGGAGGCUCUACGGAAGGAGUUCAGCCCCAACUGCAAGUUCACGGAGCGCAUCGAGGAGAACGGCUACAACACGUACGCGUCGCUGCGCUGGCGGCACCGCGGCCGCCCCAUGUUCCUCUCGCUCAACAGCAAGGGCAGGCCACAGCGAGGGGGCAGGACGCGCCGGCAGCACCUCUCCACACACUUCCUCCCCAUGCUCGUCAGCUGAACGCCGUGGGCAGCUCCAGACGGUCCUGUAGGAAGAGAAAAAAAACCCAACAAAAAUGUUAUUUUAUUUAUGUAUAUAUCUAUUUUUUGCUAUUUAUUGCUUUAUUUUUAAUGCACGGCAGAGGAGGGAUGUGGA